AGGGUCAAUUAUAAAGAACUCGGUCACAUUUCCGCUCAAUGGGAUUCGACUUUUGAGGGCAUCCUGCUGUGCAAGCAAAAGGUAGAUUCACGACGGAAACGUGGUGUUGUAUUUUCGGAGCAUUGGUGCCGUCUGAAAGGGAACAUUCUGGUGCUUUGUAAAACUCCGGAUAGGAGGAGCACAGAACUUGAGGGUGUCAUCUUUCUUGAACGCUUCACCAUAUCCCAUGUUUCUGAAGCGGGUAUUUCACAUGCAUUCCGUAUUGAUUUUGAUGCUGGGGAUUCAUCUCUGGUGUUCGUUGCUAGAUCAGAGACAGAGGCAAACCUCUGGUGCGGGCACUUGAAGGCGGCACCAUUAACUCCAAUAUUGCAGCGUAUUUGCUUGAUCCAGAGUGAAUUGCGCAGUGUCCCAGAUAACGAUCCCCUGGACUUGGGCCAGUCGGCGCUGGAAUUCACUAGUCAAUCGCUAGAUGACGAAGGUAUGUCAGUCUUUUGGAAUGCUGCAGCUUGUCUUUAUUUCUGUCUCUAUCAUCCCCUGUGUUUGUUUUUAGUGCUCGGGACCGCGGAUACUAGUGGCAUUGAACUUAGUUUGGGUUUCAAGGACUUCGACACCACUGGCUGUAAACAUCCAACGAACAUCUUCGUCGUUGUAUCUUCGCAUUCACCAUCGGAACCCAACGGAAGGCGUGUGGGCGCCACAGAGAUAAUUGAAAAUUGCUCUAGUUCUACCUUUCUGAAAACAGUAUACCUACGUUCAAACAAUGCCUCAGGGACCACCUCAAUUGAUUUCGAGAUAUUUGACGUCCGGGACGUCAAAUCGAAUCUUUACGUGAGAUUCGGCGUGGCUCACACUAUCGUCGAGAAACUUUUGUCUGCUUCUUCACUCGAACUGCGAAUAUGUGAUCCCGUCAGCGGCAAACCCUUUGCUGCCUCCCCCACUGGUUUCUCGCCUGUGCUCACCGUGGAGGCUCGUAACCGACGAGCAGAAGGACUGUGCAGUCCAAAACUUACCGCGGAAUGCAGCGGCCUGGAAUUUAUAACCGCUAAUCUCCUGUCAAAACGUUAUGUGUUCCAUAACGUCUUGGGUGAACGCAUGAACGUGACUGAGUUUAUGGGGGAGUCGAAGAUUUGUUUCGAUUUUCCCAUUGAAUAUCUAAAAUUUAUCAUCCCGCGGGAACAUUUACUUUACGAGUCCUUGUCAAGGACCGGCUCAUCCGAUCCGAGGCUAGAGGGCCUUCGCAAGGAGCGUUUGAUUUCCAUGAAGCAGACUUUGGAACAGUAUGAGGCGUCUCUACGGCAUCUGGUCGAUUGUUCCGGAUCUCGAUUCAAACCUUGUUGGCAGCGAUCUAACGCGCGUUACGAUUUCGUCCCAACCAACCUCCAUGUGAAUCAAAUCGCGCUAACCGACCUUAACGGAGGCGUCGUGUCGUUUCACAACGUGAUUACAGUUGGCGCAUUCUGUAUCGGCUCGCGUUCACACAGAAGCAGUGGUCUGUUCAAGAUGGCCGCGAACACAGCCCUAUCUUCUACGAGCUAUCCGCCUUCCUCCUUGUCCAUCACGGCUCUUGGUUCUCAGUCGCCGAUCGCCGCCGCUGUCUGUCUGUUGGAAUCCCGUCCAGGUGGAAAGGCUAGCCGCCUACUCUACCAGGGGUCAAGAACACUUGCUAUGUUGCGGGGUGACCUGGUGGGGUUAGUGCAACGACUGAGUGCCCGAGAUCAAGCUGAACUCUUGUCUGAGCGAAUACGACGUAUGUUGAUGACAAUGCAGUGCAUCUUUUCGGAUAAUUUGCUAAACGACGCACAGAUUGAUACUCACAUCAAAAUUGAAUCCGGAACCCUGCUACAAUUGCUACGUGAGCUUUCUGUGUUGGAUGCUCUGGGAGGCUCUGAAGCAUCUCGCGCAUUGCUUGAGUCCACUGCUGAUGCGGAGAAGCGCAUUGAUCUUCUGGGAGCCAUACAAAAAGCUGGAGAUUUGGUGAUAGCAUGUUUGGAUAGCGCCUGGGACAGAGGAGCGGAGUUGUUGUGGAACAUAUUGCUCGAAGAUCUCCUUUCGAUCAACAAGCCGAAUAACUUCGGGGACCCAACGCUGACCGAGAGCGACUUAAUCGCAGAAGCCGAGCGCGUUUGUCUGACAAAUAUGGCCGUUAACCUAGACAACGCCCUAACUGCACUUGCAGUUGUCUACGACUCCUUUGCUUAUCGGCAUCAUGCUUGCUUGUGUCAAGCUCUCACUGCACUUUUGACAGCAUUGGCUGCAGCAAUACCUCACUGGAACCGCACACGAUGGGAGCAAGUCGCUGUUUGUGGUCUCUUGGCUCAUUUCGAAGGCUUGCUUAGCUGCUACGGCAGUGAGCUUGGCAUGAUCGAGGAUUGGGCCUGGGCUAUUGAGCAUCUAGCUGACAUUCGGAUUGUGAUACGUCCCUCAAGCAGCCUUGGAGAGCGCACCGGUGACUCCGAGGCAGUGGUGCACCCCGUUGUCCAGAAAGGCGCGGAAUAUGCCUGUGACUCCACCGAUCACACAUUUUCCGAUUUCCCAAUCGCUCGGAUGACGGAUAUGCACGAAUGUGAGCUCGUCAUUCCAUGGUCCGCUUGGACAGGCGCUCCAACUGAAAUCCAGUCACAUGGGCGUGUCCGACUCAGGAUACACUCGGUGUCGUUUCUGGUCGGGAUCAAUGAGCAGCAAACCAUAGCAGAAAAGUUCGAUCGAAUCGGUGUGCAACAGGCUGUGAACAAUCGAGGCCUUAGUUCCCUGGAGCUUUAUUUCGAGCGCUAUACGAAGCACUAUGGUGCACCACCUCGCUCCCCAUCUAAUCACGAUGUGUGUGAUCUGAUAGCCAAUAUUCGUCACUUACUCACUUCCCCUCCGCGUAGCAAACCGGUUGAGUUACUCGAAUUCGCGUCGGAGGCAACUCAAGCACUCGGAGGUCUCCGAUUCACCAGCUGCAAGUCGGCGAAAGACCGCACAUCCAUGUCCUUGACUUUGGAGCAAAUCAGAUGGCUUAAGAACGCUGAGGGUCUAAACGAAAGCUAUGUUCACUCCGCAUUGGAGUGUGUACGCAGGACCGGAUUAAGAAUGGAGAAUUUGUUCAAGAAUACCGGUGGUCGAAAAUACGCAUUUAACCGGCUCCAGCUGCUCUACUUUCCUCGUCUCUAUCGACCACCCCUCGGCACUUAUGGCCUGGGGGUAACCCCUUAACUUACGUGACGGUGCACCCGUUAUUUUCUCUGUUCCAUGCUUUCCUUUACUUCAACGAUCUUUCAGGCAACUGGUACGGUUUGUGGCCUCCACUUGGGCGUUUAUGUUAUUUUCUCGCUUCUAUCCACGCCCCACUAUGACACUUAACACAGCUUAUCUUUUCCAUUGAAUCCAAGCAUUUUGCUCCUCACCCACUCCCUUCUGCGUGUCGACCACACUGUCCUAAGCUGCUCUAAUUUUCAACCAUGGAACGCCUGCACUGUUGCACCCUCAGCUUAAUGAAGUUUCCUGGAAUCGCAUAACACCUCAGGUGCAUUGAACGCGCAGCGUUUCCUCCAUCUCCUGCUGGAUUAGAGGCGAAUGUGGUGUUCACACAUGCCAGUUUACUGGCCUUUUCCCUAAUACCGGACCACUCGUUUGGUGCUUGUAUUCCACUAGGUCCGAAUGGACUACUGAGCAAUGAAUCUGUCUCGCCAAUGUCUCCUUAUCAGCUGCAUGCUGUUUGUGACCCUGCGAUACUUACAAGGUUCAGUUUAAAUAAUUCAGACCUUUUUCUCAAUACAUCCGAGUGCUGCAUUGAAUCUCCUCCUCUCUUUUUCUCCCUUUAUCAGUAAAUUCGUCUCCUC
Molecule: messenger RNA, 3821 nt
Organism: Dicrocoelium dendriticum
Lineage: Eukaryota; Metazoa; Platyhelminthes; Trematoda; Plagiorchiida; Dicrocoeliidae
Source: the annotation of a GenBank genome assembly